CUCGCGCCAUGGAAAAUACGUUUGUUGAGGAUUGCUCCCUCUGCAGACUUACAAUCCGAUCUCACAUGCGAUCUUCUAACCGCGGACCUGGUACCCUUUCCCGGCGUGGGGUUGGUGGUAGAGUCUGCCAUUGUACAGUAUGAGGCACUCUCCUACACAUGGGGCUAUCCAGUACUCACCAAAUCCAUCAACUGUAGCGGUCUGCGCCUCCCGGUUUCCGAAACCAUGUAUGAAGCUCUUCGUUACAUUCGCAGAAAAGACAUAACUUCGUAUCUGUGAAUUGGUGUCUGCUGCAUAAACCAAAGGAACCUCAGCGAGAAAUCAAGGCCGGUCGAGAUGAUGUUUGUCAUCUUUCAAAAGGCAGUGAGGGCUGUGACGUGGCUAGGAACACCAUCACUAGAGGAGGAGCUCCAUGUAUACUCUCUUAGCCGCCCGCCGAACAAUAAACGAUGCCAUCAUGAUCAUUACGACCGUAACUUAGCCCUGGCCCGCGAUGCCGCGAUGCGACUGAUUACCUCAAGUGCCGUCUUUCUGCGUACUUGGAUCAGGCAGGAAGUCUUUGCCGCCCAAGACAUGAAGAUCGUCUGCGGAAAG
Cladophialophora psammophila CBS 110553 is the source of this 594-nucleotide messenger RNA. RefSeq lists its product as uncharacterized. The transcript is spliced from 2 exons. The annotation marks the transcript as partial. Lineage: Eukaryota; Fungi; Ascomycota; Eurotiomycetes; Chaetothyriales; Herpotrichiellaceae. The record is from RefSeq and is a predicted model, not a curated record.